Messenger RNA from Melanotaenia boesemani (Boeseman's rainbowfish), 1773 nucleotides. RefSeq names its product anthrax toxin receptor 2-like. NCBI's taxonomy places the organism in Eukaryota, Metazoa, Chordata, Actinopteri, Atheriniformes, Melanotaeniidae. The transcript has 17 exons. Gene Ontology annotation, molecular function: signaling receptor activity. The record is from RefSeq and is a predicted model, not a curated record. Bases 189 to 1643 code for a protein of 484 amino acids. Gene Ontology annotation, cellular component: membrane.
GUUUAUUUCAGUGUCAGCCUGCUCAGAAAACACCCCACACUAUGUGGAUUUGCGCGCACCAGUGAACCAAUAUGUGAGCAUCCGGGCUGAGUCGGAGGAGAUGAGGAACUCUCCAUAGGCAAAUCUGUGGUGGCUGUUUUUAUUAUUCCUUUCAAACCAAGCCGCUGCUGAUAUGUAACACAUGGAUUAUGGAUCGGAUCUGGAUAUGUUGCCAAACGCUGCUUCUUGUUUUAAGUGUUUGCAGGAGUUCCUCGCUGCACAACGGGGACGACGCGUCCUGCGAUGGAGCGUUUGACAUUUAUUUUGUUUUAGACAAGUCUGGCAGUGUGUGGGGACACUGGAAGGAGAUCUAUGGAUUUGUGGAGCAGCUCACCAGCAGGUUUAUUAGUCCCAGGAUGAGGGUAUCCUACAUCGUCUUCUCAGGUCAGGCGGCUGUGAUACUUCCUCUAACUGGAGAUAGAUCUAAAAUUGAUGAGGGUCUAAACAAGCUGGGCCAAAUCAACCCUGCUGGUGAAACAUACAUGCACACAGGCUUACAGGCGGUGUCAGAUCAAAUGAAGACACAAACUUCUCCUUCAUCCAGUCUCAUCAUUAUUCUGACUGAUGGCAAGUUAGACCCCUACCCCUUUGAACUGAGUGUAAAGGAGGCUGACAAAGCCAGAGGGUUUGGAGCCAGAGUCUACUGUGUCGGGGUCAAGGACUUUGACCAUAACCAGCUUGCUGAAAUAGCAGAUGGCACAGAGCAAGUCUUCCCAGUUCUGUCUGGCUUUCAUGCACUUAAAGACAUUGUCAACACGGUCCUCAAGCAAUCCUGCAGUGAAGUAUUCACAAUUGAGCCAUCAAGUGUUUGUGUGAAUGAGUCUUUUAACGUGAUCUUGAGGGGCUCUGGCUUUAGUGGAUCCAAGAGGAUAGACAACAUCCUGUGUUCCCUCACUGUCAAUCAAGCGACUUACGAUGAGAAGCCGACAGUAGUUAGAGACGGCUAUCUGCUGUGUCCUGCUCCUUUACUACAAGAGGCCGGACAAUCAUUGCAAGUGCUGGUUAGCCUGGACAAUGGACAAUCCUUCAUCUCUGCUCCCAUAACCAUACAUGCUACAACAUGUUCAGAUGGGGCCUGGGUGCUGUGGCUGCUGUUGGCUCUGUUGCUGUUACUGGCCCUGAUUUUACUCUGGUGGUUCUGGCCUCUCUGCUGCACAGUGGUCAUCAGGGACCCACCUCCCUCUCGACCCCCUCCUCCUCCUCCUCCUAUCAUUGAGCCAGAGGAGGAUCCUUUGCCUAAACACAAGUGGCCUACAGUGGAUGCUUCAUACUACGGAGGCAGGGGUGCUGGGGGAAUCAAGCGCAUGGAGGUGCGAUGGGGACAGAAAGGAUCCACAGAGGAGGGAUCUCGGCUAGAGAAGGCCAAAAAUGCAGUGGUCACUAUGCCGGAGGAAGUGGAGGAACCAAUCCUUCCUCAACCCCCACCAAGACCGCCUCCAGUCUACAACCCCCCAUCCCAGUCCAAAUGGUACUCUCCCAUCAAGGGGCGUGUUGAUGCGCUGUUAGCAUUACUGAGGAGGCAGUACAACAGAGUGGCUAUCAUGAGACCGACACCUCAGGACAAGGGCCGCUGCAUCAGCUUCACCAGAGUUCAGACUCGCUGACAUUCAAACAGCGGGAUCAACUUUUAAUCUCUUCUAGUUUGUGGCCAAAGAUGACAACCAUGUACCCGACUUAAACAUUCAAAAUGAAUAUGUCUUGUAAAUAAAGAUCAGAUAACGUGGUGUUAAUUUA